UCCAGCCUAUCAGAGCUGACUUCUCCUUCAGGGUGGGGACACAUGCCCGGACACAUUUAAAUAACCGCUGAUCGAGCUGAAGGAGCAUUAAGAAAGCUCUUUUUUUCUUUCAAGCCUGAACUCACAUUAAACAGCCACCAUGGUUGAGUGGACCGAUCAGGAACGCGCCACUAUCUCCAGCAUCUUCGGAAGCCUGGACUAUGAUGACAUCGGACCCAAGGCUCUCAGCAGGUGUCUGAUUGUUUACCCCUGGACUCAGAGGCACUUCGGCAGCUUCGGAAACCUCUACAAUGCUGAGGCCAUCAUCGGAAACCAGAAGGUCGCAGCGCACGGCAUCAAGGUGCUGCACGGCCUGGACCGCGCUGUGAAGAACAUGGACAACAUCAAGGAGAUUUACGCCGAGCUGAGCAUCCUGCACUCCGAGAAGCUGCACGUCGACCCCGACAACUUCAAGUUGCUGGCUGACUGCCUCACCAUCGUUGUGGCCGCCAAAAUGGGAAGCGGUUUCAAUCCGGGGACGCAGGCCACCUUCCAGAAGUUCCUGGCAGUGGUGGUGUCCGCCCUGGGAAAGCAGUACCACUAAAACAGCAGCUUCCACUCGUGGUAACCAUUAAGGAGAUCUGACUUCUGUCAACAUGUCUCAUUAAUAAAGAAACACAGUCUCACUGUAGAAACAA
Messenger RNA from Eleginops maclovinus (Patagonian blennie), 677 nucleotides. RefSeq names its product hemoglobin subunit beta-1. Gene Ontology annotation, cellular component: haptoglobin-hemoglobin complex; hemoglobin complex; blood microparticle. Gene Ontology annotation, biological process: oxygen transport; hydrogen peroxide catabolic process. The transcript has 3 exons. Gene Ontology annotation, molecular function: organic acid binding; peroxidase activity; haptoglobin binding. The coding region runs from base 140 to 583 and encodes 147 amino acids. The record is from RefSeq and is a predicted model, not a curated record. NCBI's taxonomy places the organism in Eukaryota, Metazoa, Chordata, Actinopteri, Perciformes, Eleginopidae.